AUGGCCUCUACGGUCACCGACGCCGGCCGCUCAUCAACACCGUCGGCCGAUGCCGACGCAAAGGGCGAAGGCGAGAAAUCACAGGUUCAGGCGCUCUCCAUAUCCGACUCUCAAGCGACCGAUGGACCGGCGGGAGGAUACAGGCUCUACAAGCGGCGCUGGGUGGGCGUGUUUGUACUGUUCACUGCGGAGACCGUGUCGAGCAUGUCUUGGCCUUGGUUCGGCCCUAUCGCAACGCAAGUGAAGAGCGAUAUGGGGUAUAGCAUUGACCGCGUCGACUGGUUGGGCAAUAUGAUCGCGUGCGCGUACCUGGUCAUCGCGUUUCAGGUGCCACUCUAUGUUCGUCACUGGGGCGUGCGCAAGACAACGAUUAUGGGUGGCGUAUUCAUGAUCAUAUCUGCUUGGGUCCGCUACGCCGGUACAGCACGAUCACUCUCGUCAAACGGGUCGUAUGCGCUCGUUAUACUUGGGCAGUUCUUCGCAGGACUCGCGCAACCUAUCUUCCAGAUCCUCGCGCCCAAGUACUCCGAGCUGUGGUUCGACCUCAAGACACGGACGACAGCUACCAUGCUUAUCUCCAUUGCGAACCCAAUCGGUGGUGCCAUAGGGCAACUUCUCUCCCCCGUAUUCACGGAUACGCGCAAGGGGAUCCUGGUCCUCGGUAUCAUCUCAACUGCCGCGGCACCACUCGUACUUCUCGUAGGCGAUAAGCCGCCUACACCGCCAACGUACGCCGGCUCCAAACACUCGCCGGGAAUCCACACCCUCCUACUCGCAAUGAUCGGCCGCGAAACGCACAAAGACGCGCACAUGACAGUACGAGAGAGAUUGGACUUUGCGAUAGUAGUAUGGGUGUUUGCCGUAUUGCUCGCCGCGAUAAACACGUUUUCAGUUUUGUCGUCUGACUGGCUUAGCCCCUACGGAUACUCCUCCGACACAUCAGGGUUCAUGGGCGCCGCGCUUCUCCUAGCCGGGAUCGUAGCGGCCCUCACAACCGCACCACUUUUCGACAGGGUGUUUACGAGCCAUAUCGCGCUCGUUAUACGCGUGCUGUGUCCGACUAUUGGCGCGGGUUGGCUGGGUCUUAUCUGGGCUGUGAAAAGGAACGACGAUGCGGCGCUGUAUGCGCUGUUUGCGAUCAUCGGCGCGUGCUCUGUCGCGCUGUUGCCUAUCGCGGUCGAGCUGGGCGCGGAGCUCACGCGGAAUGCGGACGGGUCGAGUGCUACGCUCUGGUUCUUCGGCAACCUGAUGUGUAUCGUGUUUAUUCUGGCUCAAGGAGCCCUGCGCGCACCCUCAUCAGCUUCGCCACCGCUGAACAUGCACAAGUCAAUCAUCUUUAAUGGGGCGUGGUGUUUCGCCUCCUCAUUCUUCGUGUUCUUCCUUCACGGACGACAAGUACGGAGAGAGCGCGACGUCGCGAUGCAGGGCGCAGAGCAGCUCUCAGAGGAGGAGAGGGUUUGA
Peniophora sp. CBMAI 1063 is the source of this 1461-nucleotide messenger RNA. Lineage: Eukaryota; Fungi; Basidiomycota; Agaricomycetes; Russulales; Peniophoraceae. The record is from the annotation of a GenBank genome assembly.